Triticum turgidum subsp. durum (durum wheat) is the source of this 918-nucleotide messenger RNA. NCBI's taxonomy places the organism in Eukaryota, Viridiplantae, Streptophyta, Magnoliopsida, Poales, Poaceae. The record is from the annotation of a GenBank genome assembly.
AUGGCGAAGAGCGGCAAGUCGGCCGAGGCGGCGACCUCCACGGCCCCUCCUCCAAGCCCCUCCCCAGCCAUAAAGCCUAAGGCGAAGCCCCGGCUGGAAAUCGAGGGGUACCCCGUGGAGGGCAUCUCCAUCGGCGGGCACGAGACGUGCGUCAUCUUCCCGACGCUGAGCCUCGCCUUCGACAUAGGCCGGUGCCCGCAGCGCGCCGUGGCGCAGGACUUCCUCUUCAUCUCGCACGCCCACCUCGACCACAUCGGGGGCCUCCCCAUGUACGUGGCCACGCGGGGGCUAUACAGGCUGCGCCCGCCCACCAUCUUCGUCCCCAAGUACCUCAGGGAGCUCGUGGAGCGGCUGUUCGACGUGCACCGCGCCAUGGACCAGUCCGAGCUCAACCACACCCUCGUCCCACUCGACAUUGGCGAGGAGUAUGAGCUCAGGAGGGAUCUCAAGGUCAGGGCCUUCAAGACCUACCAUACCAUACCCAGCCAGGGGUACGUGAUAUACUCGGUGAAGCAAAAGCUCAAGCAGGAUUAUCUUGGCCUCCCAGGAAGCGAGAUCAAAAGGUUGAAGCUAUCAGGCGUGGAGAUUACUAAUACAGUGAUAACACCCGAGGUUGCUUUCACUGGGGAUACGAUGUCAGAUUUCAUUCUUGAUCCUGAUAACGCAGACGUAUUGAAGGCGAAAAUUCUUGUGAUGGAGAGUACUUUUCUUGAUGACUCUGUCUCGAUUGAGCAUGCAAGGGAAUAUGGGCACAUACACUUGUUUGAGAUUGCGAAUCACUCUGAGAAGUUUGAAAACAGAGCCAUUCUACUAAUUCACUUUUUGGCUCGUUAUACAACAGAGGAAAUUGAUGCAGGGAUAAGUAGAUUGCCCCCGUCGUUCCGAAGCAGAGUUUAUGCGUUGAAAGAGGGCAUCUGA